CCAAAGAAAUUUGACCCAGCAUAAAGUAGAAGGCGGCUACCUGAGAGUUUCAUUCCAAGAAAUAAAUGCAUUCACAUGGUAAGAAUUGAAAUGAGCACAAAUAGAUAUGAGAGUGCUUGGUCUUGUGUGAAUUCAUAAAAGAAAUCAGCUGUUGCGGAGCCAUGGCUGUACGGUCCUUUGAACAGCUUCUUAGCUUUCUUGUGCUUUUGCUGCUAUGUGUCAAACCUGGCCUUGGAACCACUCUGGAGAAAGUUGGGUGCAUAGAGGGGGAGAGACAAGCUCUCCUUAAGUUCAAACGUGGCCUCGUUGAUGAUUAUGGCCUUCUUUCCUUGUGGGGAGAUGAACAAGAUAAAAGAGAUUGUUGCCGAUGGAGAGGAGUUCGGUGUAAUAAUCGAUCAGGUCACGUCAUCAUGCUUCGUCUUCCUGCCCCGCCGAUCGAUGAAUACGGUAAUUACCAGUCUCUAAGAGGUGAGAUAAGUCCUUCAUUGCUUGAAUUGGAGCACUUGAAUCAUUUGGAUCUCAGCUAUAAUGAUUUUGAAGGCAAGCAAAUACCUUCAUUCCUUGGUUCUCUCAGCAAAAUGCAGUACCUCAAUCUCUCUUAUGCCAAAUUCGCUAAAACUAUUCCCACUCAACUCGGAAAUCUUUCCAACUUGCUUUCCCUUGACCUCAGCGGUAGUUAUUAUGAGUUGAAUUCUGGGAACCUGGAGUGGCUUUCUCAUCUUUCGUCUUUAAGAUUCCUUGACUUGAGUCUGGUUGAUCUUGGUGCAGCCAUCCACUGGUCACAAGCAAUCAAUAAACUCCCUUCUCUCGUUCACUUAAACUUAUAUGGUUGUGGCCUCCCUCCCUUCACCACUGGGUCUCUUUUCCAUGCUAAUUCCUCUGCCCCUCUUGUUUUCCUUGAUCUUUCCAACAAUUAUCUUAUCAAUUCUUCAAUAUACCCAUGGUUGUUCAACUUCAGUACCACCCUUGUUCAUCUGGAUCUCUCUAGCAAUGAUCUAAAUGGUUCGAUUCCCGAUGCUUUUGGGAACAUGAUUUCUCUUGCAUAUCUCAACCUCAGAGACUGUGCAUUUGAAGGUGAGAUUCCGUUUGCAUUUGGGGGCAUGAGUGCCCUUGAAUAUCUUGAUAUCUCUGGACAUGGACUUCAUGGUGAGAUUCCAGACACAUUUGGGAACAUGACUUCUCUUGCAUAUCUUGCUCUCUCUUCCAAUCAACUUCAAGGAGGGAUUCCGGACGCAGUUGGAGACCUAGCUUCUCUUACAUAUCUUGAACUCUUUGGCAAUCAACUUAAAGCUCUUCCCAAGACAUUUGGUAGAAGCCUUGUUCAUGUUGAUAUCUCCUCCAAUCAAAUGAAGGGUUCAAUUCCAGACACAUUUGGUAACAUGGUUUCUCUUGAAGAACUCUUUCUCUCACACAAUCAACUUGAAGGUGAGAUUCCAAAAUCCUUUGGUAGAAGCCUUGUUAUUCUUGAUCUCUCAUCGAAUCGACUACAGGGCUCAAUUCCAGAUACAGUUGGGGACAUGGUUUCUCUUGAAAGGCUCUCUCUCUCUCUGAAUCAACUCCAAGGUGAGAUUCCAAAAUCCUUCAGUAAUUUAUGUAAUCUGCAAGAAGUAGAGUUGGAUAGCAACAAUCUCACUGGACAACUUCCACAAGACUUGUUGGCUUGCGCAAAUGGUACAUUACGGACUUUGUCUUUGUCUGAUAAUCGGUUCAGAGGAUUAGUUCCUCAUCUUAUUGGAUUUUCAUUCUUGGAAAGGUUAUAUCUUGAUUAUAAUCAACUAAAUGGAACUUUACCUGAAAGUAUUGGGCAACUAGCCAAGCUUACUUGGUUUGAUAUUGGUUCAAAUUCAUUGCAAGGUGUCAUCUCUGAAGCUCAUUUCUUUAAUCUAUCCAACUUGUAUCGUUUAGACUUAUCUUACAACUCUCUCACUUUCAACAUGAGCUUGGAGUGGGUCCCUCCAUCUCAAUUGGGUUCUCUACAAUUAGCCUCCUGCAAAUUGGGACCUCGUUUUCCUAGCUGGCUGCAAACUCAAAAGCAUUUGACAGAGCUUGAUCUCUCCAAUUCUGACAUUUCAGAUGUCCUCCCAGACUGGUUUUGGAAUUUAACUUCCAAUAUCAAUACCUUAAAUAUUUCCAACAAUCAGAUCAGAGGGGUCUUACCCAAUUUAUCAUCACAAUUUGGUACUUAUCCUGACAUUGAUAUAAGCUCAAACAGUUUUGAGGGUUCAAUACCACAACUUCCUUCUACUGUGACAAGGUUGGAUCUUUCCAAUAACAAGUUAUCAGGGUCCAUUUCUUUGUUGUGUAUAGUUGCUAAUUCGUAUUUGGUCUAUCUUGACCUCUCAAACAACUCAUUAACAGGGGCCCUGCCCAAUUGUUGGCCACAGUGGGCAAGUUUGGUAGUCCUUAAUUUGGAAAAUAAUAAAUUUUCUGGGAAGAUUCCAAAUUCAUUGGGCUCUUUGCAAUUGAUUCAAACAUUGCAUUUGCGCAGCAACAAUUUAACUGGAGAAUUGCCUUCAUCUUUGAAGAAUUGUACAAGUUUAAGGCUUAUUGAUUUGGGAAAAAAUAGGUUAUCAGGGAAAAUCCCUCUAUGGAUAGGAGGAAGCCUUCCAAAUUUGACUAUUCUAAGCCUACGAUCUAAUCGAUUCAGUGGAAGUAUAUGUUCAGAGCUAUGUCAAUUGAAAAAAAUUCAGAUAUUAGACCUCUCAAGUAAUGAUAUAUCAGGUGUUAUACCAAGAUGCCUUAAUAAUUUCACUGCCAUGACUAAGAAAGGGAGUUUGGUUGUUGCUCAUAAUUAUUCAUUUGGGUCUUUUGCUUAUAAAGACCCACUAAAGUUUAAGAAUGAGUCCUACGUUGAUGAGGCAUUGAUUAAAUGGAAAGGAAGUGAAUUUGAGUAUAAGAAUACUCUUGGACUUAUAAGGAGUAUUGAUCUUUCAAGAAACAAUCUAUUGGGGGAGAUUCCAAAAGAGAUUACUGAUCUUCUUGAGUUAGUUUCAUUAAACUUAUCAAGAAACAAUUUGACUGGACUGAUCCCUACAACAAUUGGUCAAUUGAAGUCAUUAGAGAUUCUUGAUUUGUCUCAAAAUGAACUUUUUGGAGAAAUUCCAACUAGCCUUUCGGAAAUAAGUCUUCUUAGUGUCUUAGAUCUCUCUAACAAUAACUUAUCUGGUAAAAUUCCGAAAGGUACUCAACUUCAAAGCUUCAAUUCUUACUCUUAUAAGGGAAAUCCUACACUUUGUGGACUACCCCUUUUGAAAAAGUGUCCAGAAGAUGAAAUGAAGCAAGAUUCUCCCACUCGUAGCAUUGAAGACAAAAUUCAGCAAGAUGGAAAUGACAUGUGGUUUUAUAUUAGCAUUGCUCUUGGAUUCAUUGUUGGAUUUUGGGGAGUGUGUGGAACUUUACUACUCAACAACUCAUUGAGAUAUGCCUAUUUCCACUUCUUGAAUAAAAUCAAAGAUUGGUUUUAUGUGACGAUAGCAAUAAAUAUGGCCAAAGUAAGAAGAAGCCUCCAAAGCUAAAUGGAUCUCAACUCCUUUUUCUUCUCAUAUUAGCUUGUUGUGGUGUAUUAUCUAAUGUGGGAUAGAUGCAUGUUUGAAUGCAAAUGCCUUUGUCCUUUCAAGUUCUUCUAUAAUUGAUUUUGGGAUUUAAUAGGUUUCUUGCUUUAUUUUUUAUGAUUGUUUAUAUUCUUAAGAUGAUUGUUUUAUCUUUUA
Messenger RNA from Vitis vinifera (wine grape), 3707 nucleotides. Its product is annotated as receptor-like protein EIX2. Gene Ontology annotation, molecular function: protein binding. Lineage: Eukaryota; Viridiplantae; Streptophyta; Magnoliopsida; Vitales; Vitaceae. The coding region runs from base 162 to 3515 and encodes 1117 amino acids. The record is from RefSeq and is a predicted model, not a curated record. The transcript is spliced from 2 exons.